CGUUGACAUAACAUUGCAAACAUAACCCAAGUUUUUCGAUUCAGGCAAAACCUUUAAAAUGGGGUCAAAUGUGACUGAAAAGGCACUCCAAAUGCUAAAAUACCUCCCCCGGGUCUGUUUAUCGAAUCUUAGACCUAGCCCUGGAUCGAAAACUAGCAAAAAACGUGGCCGCGCCCAACAUGGGGGUGACAAACACGGUGCAGGAAAUAAAGGUUCCGGUCAAAGACAAAACUACAUGCGUCUAGGUUACGAAACCGGAAAUAAUCCGUUUUAUUUACGAUUUCCGCAUGAACCCUACUACCAAGGCCACCAUUUAAGGCGCGAGUAUCCUCCGCUCUCAAUGUUGGAUUUGUUGAGAUUGAUAGAAAAGAAUCGUUUGGACACUUCUAAACCUAUUGAUCUAGUUUCAAUAUUAAAUACUGGUAUUUACAAGCUUCUACCAGAUCAGAAACAAUACGGUGUUAAUUUGACAGACGAAGGGGCUGAUGUGUUUAAUGCGAAAGUCAACAUUGAGGUACAGUGGGCUAGUGAGACCGUUAUCGCGGCCAUUGAGAGGGCUGGAGGGGUUAUAACGACUGCGUACUACGAUCAACACAGUUUGCAAGCAAUGAUUAACACGAAGAAAUUUUUUGAAAGAGGUGUACCAAUCCCGAGGAGAAUGAUGCCGCCCCCUGAUGCCAUUGAAUAUUACACUGACCCAACUAAAAGGGGGUAUUUGGCAGACCCUGAGAAAGUUUCACAGGAGCGACUCGUUUUGGCGCAAAAAUAUGGAUAUGAGCUUCCACAAAUUGAGAAAGAUACAGAUUAUGAGAUGCUAACUGAGAGGAAAGAUCCAAGACAAAUUUUUUAUGGGUUGCAUCCAGGAUGGGUGGUUAAUCUCAAGGAUAAGGUUAUUCUCAAGCCUCAAGACAAGGAAUUAGAAAGAUAUUAUGCUAGUUAGACAUGCCUGUAAUAUUGGAGUUAAAAUAAAUAAAAUAUAAAUUA
Messenger RNA from Tribolium madens (black flour beetle), 984 nucleotides. RefSeq names its product 39S ribosomal protein L15, mitochondrial (gene mRpL15). NCBI's taxonomy places the organism in Eukaryota, Metazoa, Arthropoda, Insecta, Coleoptera, Tenebrionidae. Gene Ontology annotation, molecular function: structural constituent of ribosome. Gene Ontology annotation, cellular component: mitochondrial large ribosomal subunit. The record is from RefSeq and is a predicted model, not a curated record. Gene Ontology annotation, biological process: translation. Bases 59 to 940 code for a protein of 293 amino acids. The transcript has 3 exons.